Molecule: messenger RNA, 9409 nt
Organism: Portunus trituberculatus (swimming crab)
Lineage: Eukaryota; Metazoa; Arthropoda; Malacostraca; Decapoda; Portunidae
Product: neuroglian-like
Exons: 32
Coding region: 574-7233 (2219 amino acids)
Biological process (GO): cell-cell adhesion
Molecular function (GO): protein binding
Source: RefSeq, a predicted model, not a curated record
UGCCAGCUUGGUCGCCGUGAGGUAGUUACGUGCAGCACCUCGCUCCGCCCGCCCGCCACACACGCGCCCCUCACCACCCACUACCACUUGACCUGCGUGCCGGGGCUGCCUGCCAUGCAUCCUUCCCCUCAUGGUGGCCGCUGACCCGCCGCACCGUGCAUGACCGCGUUAGGAGCGUCGCCCUUGCAUCACCUCUAAUAGCAGUGUUAAGUGCCUUCCCGCCCCGUGAUUCCGCCCGUCUAUGAGAACUGCUUGAUCCUCCCUCAGCCUCACCGCCUCCUACAGGGCACACGACGGCCUAUACAGACUUGGGAGGGUGUGUAGGGUGUAAAUUUGAGGCUGUCUCCCUGUCUCCCUGUCUCUCGUCCACUCACCCUCAGCGGCCGUCUGCCUAGAGAGGGCGCAGCUAUCUGAGUGGAGCCACACACCACCUCAAACUCUUGCCCGUGCACGCCCACACUGGAGCCACAGGAGUAAGGAGGUCACAUGUGAGUCACCGGCGAGGCCACGGUGACCUAUGCCAGCCUCGCACCGUACCUGAGCCCCACCUCACCAACGGUGUUGGCGGCCGAGAUGAGGACGAGAGGGCCGAGAAGGACGGUGGCGGCGGUGGCGGUGGCCGUGUGGUGGUGCUGCUGCCUCGUCGCCCCAGCGCAGGCCAGGUUGGCGCCUUUGGAUAUAGAAGUCACCAUCCCGCCACUACUGGAGGAGCAGCCCGCCACCAGGGAGGUCCUCUUUACUGUUAUCCACGACCCUGACCAGCCUGCCGUUCCCUUCACCCUGCCCUGUGUAGCCGACGCCCUCCCAGCGCCAAGUUACACGUGGCUGAAGGACGGCGACGAGUAUGAUCCCCACGGCGAGGAUGACCGCGUGGAGCAGGUGGAUGGGGAGGGCACCUUGGUGUUCCACGAGCCGCGCCCAGAAGAUGAAGGAAGCUACCAGUGCGUGGCGGAGAACCAGGUGGGGAAGGCGUUCAGCGAUAUCGUGUCUGUGCGCCGUGCCGUCAUGGCUUACGUGCCCAAGCAGGAGCCGCGCGUGGUGACGGCCACCCUAGGCAGACCACUGCGCCUGGACUGUGACGUCCCCGCCGGCCACCCGAUGCCCUCCGUCCAGUGGUUCCGUCAGACCAACGAGGGGAAGCUGAGCAACAUGAACUCGUCCCGCGUGACGCAGGAUGAGCGCGGCUCUCUGUGGUUCAGUCACGUGGCUCUCGAGGACGCCUCCCAGGACGCCCUCUACGCCUGCGCCGCCUUUUCCGCCGCCAGCGGCCAAAUGAUCCUGGUGGAGGACGAGCACGGCAACCUGGAGAUGGUGGACCAGAUGCCUGCUGACGACGAAGACACCGACGUCGUCAGUCUGCCGACUGAGUACCGCGUGGGCAACAGAGUGUACCUUAACUUCACCGAUGAGGAGCCACAGGCCAGCAUGCCCCCUGAGGAACAGUUCGUCAGCCACCACGAACUCAUGGUGCUCAAAGGCCACGACGUCAGGCUCUACUGCAUCUAUGGCGGCAAACCCCAGCCAGAGGUGCAAUGGUGGCGAGGGAACCGGGAUGACGUGCACAGCUACCGCAAGGAGCAGCAUGGCAGGGUGCUGGUGCUGGAGGAUGUGGACGAAGAAGAUGCCGGAUCUUACUACUGCCAGGCCAGCAGCAGUGCCGGCCAGGGAGACCCAAGGCAGUUCAAUGUUUAUGUGGAGUCGGAGCCAGAGUUUGUGAUGGAGCCGGAGAUAAUCAACCUUCCCCAGGGCGAGACUGCCGUGUUCAGCUGUGAGGCGCGGGGUGAACCUCAACCCAUCAUCACCUGGACCAGCAAUGGUGAUGCUUUGGACACCCACGACACCACGCUGGUGAUUGACAACUUGGACUUCAGCAACAAGGCAGUGGUGGCGUGCAAUGCCUCAAACAUCCAUGGCUAUGUGUACAAGAGUGUCUUCCUCAAUGUCCUCUCACUGCCGCCAGAGUGGGUGACAGAGCCCGACAAUGUAACAGUCCUGGAGGGUGAUGCUGCUACACUUGAAUGUGCGGCCUAUGCCUCGCCAAACCCUAACAUGACUUGGGUGCGUCUGGAGGGGGAGGAGCGGGUGUCCAUUCAUGAUGAGGACCCAAGAUAUGACAUCAGAGACACCAAGCUGGUCAUUAAGUCUGUGGAUGACAACACUAAGGGCCAGUAUGUUUGUAAGGCAACCAACAAGUUUGGCUCUCUGGAAGCAGAGGCAGAGGUGGUAGCCAGAGCAAAGACGGUGGUGAAGGUGGGUGUGUCCAGCAAGCGCGUGAAGGCUCGUGACCACGUUUCCCUCACUUGCCUGGUUCGCAUGGACCCACACCUGCAGGCAGCUGUCACCUGGUUCAGGGAUGAUGUUGAGGUGGACUUCAAGGAUGAGAACUACAAUCUUGGCCGCAGUGAAAACAUCGCUGACGAUGACGACGAAGACGACAACGACAUGAGCGGUGAGGAGGACAAUGGCAAACAUGAGAAGGAGGUGUGGGUGCUGGAGGUGAUGAAGGUGCAUGGCCAGGACUCUGGAGUGUACACUUGCCAGGCCCAGACUGCACUUGACCACGACACUGACAACCUCAUCCUCACUGUGGAAGAUGUGCCCAACCCACCCCACAUCAACACGGCGCACUGUGGGGAGCGUGAGGCCCUCCUGGAGUGGUCCUCCACAGGGGACAAUAAUGCCCCUCUCAUGGGUUAUGCUGUCCAGUAUGUAACACAAUUCCAUCCUGAUGAUUGGAAAAAUGCAGAGAACAAGAUCCCCACCUCCUCCCCAUCCUAUUCAAUGGAGCUGAGCCCUGGCCUGAACUACACCUUCCGGGUCUUGGCCUUCAAUCGUGUGGGCAUGUCUGAUCCCAGCGAGAACACAACUGAGUGUGCAUCACCUGGCCUGCCACCUGACCACAGCCCUGAGAAUGUAACUGUUAUCCCAAAUGGUCCAGGCAGCCUCCUUGUGUCCUGGCAGCCCAUGCGACGAGAGGAACACAACGGCCCAGACUUCCACUACAAGGUGUUCUGGAGGCCAGUAAAUGACAGUGAUGAUGACGGUGAUGAUGAUGGUGAUGGUGAUGGUGAUGGUGAUGGUGAUGAGGAAAGUGAUGCCACACACCCAGAAACUGACACAGAUGAUGAUCACAAUGAGGACGAGGACCAGGAGGAUGACGGCUGGCACAUGAUGGAUAUUGAUGACUGGGAAAGGAGCGAGCUGCGGCUGGAUGGCCUGCCUCCGUACACUGAGUAUCAGGUGAAGGUGGAGGCACGCAAUGCUUAUGGUGCUGCCCCGCCCUUGGAGGUGGUGCCCACUUUCUUCUCUGGUGCUGAUGUGCCUGAGGAUGCACCAGAGGACCUGAGGGCACUGGACGUUGACGCAACGGAUGUUGUGCUGACUUGGGACCCUGUGGAUGCAGCCUCCGUGCGGGGCCUGCUGCUGGGUUACAAGGUUGAGUAUUGGAUGCACCCUGAUGAUGAGGAUGAUGAUGGUGACAGGGGCAUUGUGAAGGAGCUGCUGGUGAAUGGCCCACAAAACCGUGCCGAGGUGAUUGAUCUGCAGCCUGACACUUCCUACCGUGCCCAAGUCAGUGUGGUCAACAUGGACUUCAGCGGCCCCCAUAGCGAUGUGCUGGCCUUCACCACUGCUGAGGGAGAGUCUGGACCUGUUGUCAACCUGAGAGUGAAGCAGCUUGGGGAAACUAGUCUGCUGGUGGACUGGGAUGCUCCCGCAGAACCCAAUGGAGUGAUCAAAAACUAUCGUGUGCAAUACACCAUGCUGAAUGAGGACAGAGAGGAAGAGGGCCCCACUACUCUCUAUGAUGAUGAGUUGACACCAGAUGAUACCAUGAUAAAGAUUCCAGGCUUGGAGGAGGGAGAAUCCUACAGAGUGUCCAUUACUGCCAAGAAUGGUGCAGGCUGGGGUGAAGAGUCCUCCUUUGAUGUGGACUUGGAAGUGACAGAGCCUAUGCAGCCUGCAGUGCCUAUAUUCAUAUGGACCCAAGUGUCUGACUCCAAGCAGGAUGAGGAGGAUGGCCUGGAUAGGGAUGGUGAUGGUGAUGUGGAUAGGGAUGACAUCAGGAACAGGAAUGUCAUCAUCGGGGACACAGACGGGGAUGGAGAUGUGGACAUUGACGAUGUGUUGGACACAGAUAAUGAUGGUGACAUUGAUGAUGAUGAUAUUCAGGUGGCAGAUAUCAACAACGAUGGAGUGGUGGAUGAUAAGGAUGUGGCCGCUGCUGAUAGAGAUGGUGAUGGGGAUGUAGACAUUGCUGACAUUGGCGAUGAGGAUGGCGAUGGCGACUUUGAUGCCACUGAUGUUCUUCUUGCCGAUGAAGAUAACGAUGGUGAUAUUGAUGCAGAAGAUGACGAUGAGGAAAAUGUUCUGCUGGAGGAUCGUGACCAGGAUGGUGAUGUUGACGAAGACGACGUGACAGACAUCAACUUUGACGGCGUUAUUGACGAGAAGGACUUUGCCGCUGCUGACACUGAUGGUGAUGGCGAUGUUGACCAGGAAGACAUUGCGCUGUUGGACAAGGAUGGAGAUGGUGACAUAGAUGCUGCUGAUGUGGCUGACCUGGAUGGUGAUGGUAUGGUGGAUGGUGAUGACCUUGAAGUGACUGACAGGGAUGGUGAUGGUGAUAUUGAUGCACAGGACUAUCGCUUAAGAACGACCUUCCUUGCAGACACCAACAACGAUGGUACGAUUGAUGUAAAUGACGUUCUGGACACGGACAACGAUGGUGACAUUGACUAUGUUGAUCACGGUAUUGCAGACAUUAAUGAUGAUGGUCACAUUGAUGCAAAUGAUGUAAUAGCUGGUGAUAGGGAUGGUGAUGGAGACAUUGAUGUAGCAGAUAUAGGAGACGAAGACAAUGAUGGUGAUAUUGAUGGCUUUGAUGUUAUCGCAGCUGAUGAAGAUGGUGAUGGUGAUAUUGAUGCAGAUGAUGAUGACGAAGAGAACACUUUACUGGAGGACAGGGAUGGUGAUGGUGAUUUUGAUCGUGAUGAUGUCAGGGAUAUGGAUGGUGAUGGUGAUGUAGAUUUGGAAGACUUGGCUGCAGCAGACAUUAAUGAUGAUGGUGAUAUCAACAUGGAGGACAUCAAGGCAGCAGACAGGGAUGGUGAUGGGGAUGUAGAUGCUGCUGAUGUGACAGAUCUGGAUGGUGACGGCAAGUUGGACAAGACUGACAUUGAGGUAGAUGAUCGCGAUGGUGAUGGUGAUAUCGACGCCAAAGACUUCAUUUUCAGGAACACGCUUCUGGCUGACACAGAUGGUGAUGGUGACGUCGACAACGAUGACGUUCUGGAUAUCGACGGCGAUGGUGAUGUGGAUGAGGCUGACUUUAGGGCUGCAGAUUUAGAUGAUGAUGGCGAUGUUGACAUGGACGACGUGAGGUUUGGUGACAAGGACGGUGACAAUAUAGUAGACGCCUUUGAUGUUGAGGAUAUUGAUGGUGAUGGUCUUAUUGACGAAGAUGACCUGGAUGUGAAGGAUAGAGAUGGUGAUGGCGAUAUUGAUAGGAAAGACUUCAAAUUCCGCAACACUUUCCUGGCAGACACCAACAGGGACGGGAAGAUAGACAGGGAUGACGUACUGGACACUGAUGGUGAUGGGGACAUUGACGACAAGGACAUUGAUGUGGCAGACAUAAACAACGAUGGUAAGAUUGACAACAAAGACAUUCUGGCAGGAGACAGGGAUCAUGAUGGAGACAUUGACAAGGCAGAUAUUGGUGAUGAAGAUGGUGAUGGCGAUAUUGAUGGUGAUGAUGUCAUAGCUGCUGAUGAGGAUAAGGAUGGUGAUAUCGACGCAGCUGAUGAUGAUGGUGAGAGCGUACUGCUGUUUGAUGCUGAUAGUGAUAAUGAUAUUGACCGCAAUGAUCUUCGUGACAUUAAUGGUGAUGGCAAGAUUGAUGAGAGGGAUUUUGAUAUGGCUGAUGUUGAUAAUGAUGGGGAUGUCGACGAGGAUGAUGUAAAGGCAGCUGAUCGUGAUGGAGAUGGUGAUAUUGAUGCAGCUGACAUCGUGGACAUCGACGGAGAUGGUGAUGUGGAUGGCCAUGACCUCCGUGCUGCUGAUAAAGAUAAUGAUGGGGACGUUGACUCCUCAGACAUCAGGAAUAUCGACGUUUUCCUGAAGGACACGAAUGGCGAUAACGUUAUAGAUGAAAAUGAUGUCCUGGAUUCAGAUCACGAUGGAGACAUUGAUGAGGAAGAUCUUGCAGUGGCAGACAUUGAUAACGAUGGAGACAUUGAUGAGGAAGAUGUAAGGGCUGGAGACCGUGAUGGAGAUGGGGAUGUGGACUUCAACGACAUUGGGGACAUUGACGGAGAUGGAGACAUUGAUGGCGAUGAUGUGGAGAUGGCUGACAAGGACGAUGAUGGGGAUAUUGAUGCUGGAGACGAAGGGCGUGGUAUUUCCAUCAAAAUUGCUUGGGUGCCCAACUUUAAAGACCAUCCGGGUGCUGAAUUCUAUGUCCAAAGCAGGAGGAAUGGCUCAAAGGAGUGGAAGAACUCGACAGUAGAGAAGGAAGCUUUAUCCCAGACCAUCUCAGGCAUCGACCCGCGGCACUCCUACGAGGUGCGAGUGGUGGCGAGGGACGGCCCCUUCGAGACGCCCUCCGCUAUUGUGGUGAUCCCCGCCUCGGAAGGUGAUGGUGAGGAUGGUGAGGUGCAUGCCAUAAACUACAACGAGAUUGACAGUGAGGUGGUGGAUGGUAGUGGUGAUGAUGAUGACCACACCAGCAUGACCGUAGAUGAUAGUGACCUUGACGACUCGACUCCAGAAGAAAGACCCAUGGACGAAGCGACGAAGGAAUUCAAGAAGGACGACCUGAACCCGAUCCUAUGGACGUGGUUCAUCAUCGCCAUCAUGGUUGCUGUCACCAUGAUUUGCGUGAUAUUCUUCUCCAUGUGGGUCUACAGCCAACGGCUGGCGCGCGUGGCUGAGCUGAGGAAGGCGCUGUACAAAGGUUACGAGCCAGCGGAGCCUGAAGCCAUCAAGAGGGAGGUGGAUCUCGAGGCAGCCAAGCCAGAGGAGCCAAUGGACGACGAGAUGACGGCCAACUUCCAGCGAAAAGAAUUCAGGAAGUCUUGGUACCACGUACAACUGGCGGCCAUGAUGAAGCGACAAGAGACCAUUCAGAGCGUGGAUUCCUUCGCCUCCCACGAUGACGACUUCGCAGAGUACGGAGACGAGAGCAUGGGUCGCUUCACGGACGAUGGCUCGCUCAUCUACCAAAAGGUGUGAGGCAGAAUGCGUCUGCAUCACCACCACCACCACCACCACCACCACACGUCAUCUGUCUGUCUGUCUGUUUGGGUGAGCUCACCGCCCUCACCACGCACACCUGGAGACUACCGUGGCCCUUCGUGCCGGCUGCCAUGUGAGACCAUCGCCCUUCUCACCACAACCGUCACCGCCAUCACCACAACCACAUUACUGUAUAGGCUAAUCCCAAGGUCGGCGUGGUCAGCUGGCACCAAAAUGGGCUUCCUUCCUUUUUAUUUUUAAUGCCAUUUACUUGUACUGUUCAUAGACUACGUGUUCAAUCCGACGGUGUUGCCAUGAGGCGGCCACAGUGUGGAGAGCGAGCGUGUGUGUGGAGAGCAGCUGCCUCAGUCACACGUAUGCAUAAAUACUUACUACUUACGUACAUACAUGCAAGAAGUGUGCAUCUAGGCCGACAUUACGGUCACGAAGUGCUGAUCUGGUUAUCGUGGUUGUCAUGUAUACGUGUGUGACAAGGUCGAUGUUACUGCCAGCCAUGCAGCAGCUCAGUCCAGGCUGCUGUCAGUGAAGUCGAGCGGUGAGGGUGUUCGUGCCCGCGAGGACAACCCACAUUCAAGAUUUUGUUCUGAUGGCAAUCCCUCACCAAUAUUCCGCAACUCACGAGGUAAAGCCAGUCAUCAUUGACACAAAUUAGUCACGGAAACAGCACGCCGGUCGCCCGCUGCUGGAGUUGUUAAAGGAGAGAACAACUUGACUACACAGCGGCGAGUGUCAGAUUGCCUACUCAGGAGAUCUUUGUUAAGGAUACACGACGGAUGUUUUGGUGAGGCUUUCAGGACGUUCGUGAGGAAGACAGGUUAAGUCGCAUGAGCCUUAAUUCAUUAUGUUAUGAAGCGCGCCCAAUCAAACCACAUGGAUGGAUGGAUACUAACUAGUCAUACAUUGCAUAAGAUUCAUGUACUAAACAGAAUUACUAUUAAUUAACGAGGCAGGUUUUUUUCAGUAACUUACAGUAUUCCUAUGUGCUGCAUGCUGACGUACUGAUCACCCAAGGUCCCUCUAGCGUUGUCUAUCUCCAGCGAGGACGGUUGAGGCGGCGGUCCUGCAACACCCAUCCAUCACCGCCGCUGCUGCCCUUUGCCACGUGUAAAUGCUUUUGGACUUGACCUGUACGUAUCUUGCGCUGCCUACCAUGAUAUUCCUCGUACUGUGGCUUUAGACGGGUCAUAAAGCUGACCAGUGGUUGAGGAUUUGUGCCAGGUGAAGAGACUUGGCCGCCCUAUCUGUUUGCUAAGGGCGCGCCACCAGUUGUCUCUGCCGUACAAGUCACACACCCCCACAGACACUAGUGUAUUGGUGUGAAGUGUUUGAGUCUUCCUGAUAUUUAUCUUCCUCGGUAAACUGAGAAUGUGUAAAUAUAUAUUCUUGAGUCCUAGUGAUGCCCUCUCAACUCACCUGUUCCUCUUUUAUUAUUAUUAUUGUUAUUAUUUUUAUUCAUUUUUUUAUUGUUUUUUUCAUGGCGGGUCGGUGUGUUGUCGGAGUAGCGGGGUGAUGGGGGCGGAGCCCACUACCGCCUGUCUUGGUCCUCUCUGAUCAAUUUACUGGCACCGUUUUCUUUUUUCUUUCCUUUUCUUUUCUUUUCUUUCUCAUAUGAUAACUUAUAAGUUGGCACGUGAGAGAGAAAAUAAUCUAAUUUCUUAGUAUAAUGUAAAACAAAAACAAAAAAAAAGUUGGUGUUUUAUCAAGAGAAUCCCACUGUUCCGCGUAUUGCCUUCCAUCACCGCUAACACGAGCAUGCAGAUGUAUUUUCAGGGAAACUUAUUUCCUUCGGUUGAUGUUUUAUGGGGGAAAGUGUGACCAAGUGUUGGGUUCAAUUGUGUCCCUGUUUUUAAUGUUGUGAGGUGCAAUUACUCCCUACCCACCCCCCCACCAUUAUAUAUUUUUGUCAGGAAGGAAGCUGUGUUCUUGUGCAUGCAUGUCAAAAUAUCCUGAGCAUUCUCAAGAGUGUAUGCAUCUGUGGCGUUUGUGGGCGACUGCAAGGGUCAAGUAGUCUAAUAUGAUGUGAAUGAGUUGAUGUUUCCUGUGUGUGUGUGUGUGUGUGUGUGUGUGUGUGUUUGGAACUCCUUCCAGCGUCCGUUCUUAUUUUUCCCGGUCAUGAUCUUCUAUGUUAAUUUUCAAUAAAGUGUUAAGUUAU